UACUUUUUGAUGUGAUGAAAGGAAAACAAAUUAAAGAAAGAAUUAUUACUUAUAUACAGAUGUAUGUACUAUAUAAAAUAUACAUACUGCUAUAUGAAUGCAAAUUAGGGAGAAAAAAUUGCUAUGAUGAGUCACAGUGUGAAUAAUUUUCUCUCACUAUUGACUUUUUGUAUACAUCAAGUACUGAUUUCGUAUCUUUACAAUCACGCAAGUUCAAGUAGACAUAUUACAUAGCUUAGAAAUAGAACCCUUAAGAAAUAUACCUACUAAACAACGUGAAAGAAAAUUUAUUUUAAAUUUUUAACUUAAAAGGGAGGAAAAGGGAAAGUCUCAAUGAAAGAAUUUGUUUUGUAUGUCUAUCUGACUAAUAAGCCAAUGUACUCCGGAAGUGGUAAAAAAUUCACUGUUUUUUUUUCUUCAUUACCAAUUAAAUUUUCUCCCACAAAAGUAUUCGCAAGGCCUUAAAAAACAAUACACGUACACAGAAAGGUUACAAGAAGUAACUCUGCGCUCGCAAAAAGAAAUACAAAAAUUAUCAUUUGGUUUUAUGAAAGUUGCAGAGAAGGAAGAACUUUAUCCAAAAAAAAAUGCAAUAUGAAAUUUGAAGUAAACAAUAAAUUGAAUUACAAAUAGCACGCUCUCAAAUAUUUAAUUUAAUUAUUAUUUAAUUUUGCAAAAUGAAUUAUUCAAAAUAUUCACUGGUCGAUUAAGUUGUCUGCAUAAAAAACUCAAAGUUUUUGAGAUUUCCAUUCCAAUAUUAAAUGAAGCGGAAAAACUAAGAUUCUUUUUUUUUUAAUUUAAAGAAAUACUUUUUUUGCUUGCCAAGUUAAUUUUUUUAGUUUCAUAGAAAAAAAAUCUCAAACUCUCAAAAUUUUAAACCAAACUGAGGAAAAGAUAAAACAAUAAAAUUGAAAAAAAGGUUAAAAAGAGAAAAACGUGUAGGCAGACAAAAGAGGGUUAGCAAAGAACUGCGGGGAAACUCGUAGUUGCCGUUCAAGCCGGAAGGGGUUCGUUGGUGCGUAAGAGCACCACACGUGCACCAUUGCCAGAAGUCUCAGUAGAGCGAGGGGUGAGGCUAUUGCCCGCUAGAUGGCGCUGCGGCUAUCGGCCGCUAGGUGGCGUUAGCAUUGCCAGGGUGCCAAGAGAGAGUGCUGCUGUCAGUACGAGCGAAAGCUAGUCAGUCGAUGACAGACCGUUGAAUGAGCAGCACGGAGUGGCACGUGGCUGGCUGGCUAAGAAGUGAGGCUGGCAAUGGGCUCUCCGGCUGUUCGGUGCGUAGGGGGGGCCCUUCAGGCACCCUACAUUUCAGAAGUGGUAAAAGUGAAGUGGCAGUGAAAGUGAAAAAAAAGGAAAAAAUGCCCCAGGAGAAAAUGGCGACGCCGACAACGCCAGAAAAGGAGGCGAAAAAGGGGGCGAUGAGCUGCCAAAGAAGAUGCCCAGAGAAGGAAAAGGCGCUGGGGAAUUGCGCAGAAGGAUUCAGAUAAGUGUUUGUUGGAUGCUGAUUUAAUAAAAUGGAUAUUAUUUUGAGCUUUAUUCCAUGAUUUUCUCGGAUUAAAUUAAUGGCGUUGGGUAUUGCGUCAUAAAAGUGCAAAUUAGGGUUCGAGACUAGAAAAUUUCAUGAAAGUUUUGAAAAUAUGUGGCAAUAAAUGAAAAAGUGUGGCAUAAAUUAGGGUAAAAUAAUCGUGAAAAUUUGAAUCUAAUCGUGAAAAGAAAGAGAAUUAAGAAGUUUUAGUUGCCACUGUGAGGUCAUUAUGAGAAAUAUUUCCGAGAAUUUUGUCGAUUUGUGCUGAAUUGCGCGAUGAAAAUUUUAAGAAUGAAAAAAUGGAAAGAAGAAACUAUUGCGUUUUAUUCAUAGGGAAUUAUAUGAUUUUGAUUAAUAAAAUGAUAUGAAAAAAGAAUUAAAAAGGUCGUUGAAAAAAAAUUCAAAUUUCCCGCGCAAUGUGAAACAUGGCGAAAAUGUACGAAGCAAGUUGAAACGUUUCAUUGUUUUCUGCUGUCAAAAAAAAAAAAAAAAAACAAGUCACUGCGUAGAAAAGAAUCCGUGUUUGUGAAAAUUGUUGCAAAAUUUACAAGAAAAAGCGAAGAAUUAUCCCCAUAUGGUGCCAGUGAAAGCGAGUUCAAAGUGUUAAUAAGAAACAGGAGAGUGAAGAUUUUGAGGUUAAUUCCGAGAAGAAUAUUGCGUUCCACGAUACAAUAAAACGCAAAAGGAAUUCGCAUCCCGGAGAAAUUACGAUGGCGAUCCCGCCGUUGUGUAUGAAGGAAGGAAAGCAAUUAUGGGAUGAAGAGGAGGAUGAUUUUCAAAGGCCUCGGAAGAAAAAUUGCAAGUUGUCAGGCAUGAAUGCUGCAGAUAUUGCUGCUCUGAUUCCCGUGUUUGGAGAGAAGGGUGAGAAUUUUAUCCGUGCAGAAGAUUGGAUCCGUCGGGUGGACACCCUCAGAAUUACGCACGGGUGGACGCAAAAGAUCACAAUGGUUUAUGCGGCAAUGAGAUUGAGAGGUGCAGCAGCAUUUUGGUAUGAAACUGCGCAGGAAAAUCUAGCAUCUUGGAUCCAGUUCAAGGAGGAAUUGAUGGAUAACUUUCCGGAUGCAAUGUCAAAGAAGGAAGUUCACGAAAUAUUGAAGAGAAAGAAGAAGAAACCAGAUGAGGAGGUGGAAUUGUAUUUCCACAAAACCGUGGCAAUUGGAAAGAGAGCGAAAUUGGAGGAUCCCGUGAUUAUGGAGUAUUUGAUUGAUGGCCUUGAAACUGAAGCACAAAAGACAGCAUUGAGGUCCAAAGGCAAUGUAGCACUUAAAGAUCUUUUGAAGGACAUGGUGAGGGUUUGCCAGUCACAGCAAAAUGAGUCGAAAAUGGAGUCCGCCAAGCCUGAGACAGAAAACAAGGUGAAAGAGCAAGUUGAUGACCGACGUGAUUUUCGGGACGAACGAGAUAUGUACAGAGGAAGAUUCAGAAAGAGGAAUUGGCGUCCAAGAUGGCAACACGAGGAUUAUUAUGAGGAAGAGAAGACUUCCGGAAAUAAAGGAAAUUCGACAGAGGCGAAAGAGGCAAAAGAGACAAAAGAAACAGAAAAGGAGAAAGACGUGAAGCAGGACAAGGAAGAACAGACAAGGAAGAAGUAUGUCAAGAAAUGCUGGCGUUGUAAUUCCGAAUCUCACCUGGCGUACGCGUGCAAGCGUGGGGGUGGCACAACUCGCCACCAAGGAAAAUAAUGAGUUGUAUAAGACGGUAGAGAUUGAUGGGAAGUUUUGCAGGUAACAGAAAAGAGUAAGGCGUACAGAAUGUUAAUCACGGAGUUGAAUAGUUUUGCUGACUAGAGGAGCUUCACUAAACGGAACCUACUUUCGGGGAAUUAUCAGAUUGAAAUUAGUGAGAAAUUGAGGAAAUAUCUCGCAUUGGUGGCCCAGAGGAGUACACAGAUUGUCAAGCGGUGUGAAAGACAAAGACAAGGAUGAAAUUGGAAUAAGAAAAAUAGCAAUAUGGUGGAUGCAAUGGAAGGUGAGAUGCAGGGGCUCUCAUAUGCAACAUGAAGGAUGUCUUAGCGGACCAGCAAACAAGUUUAAAAAAAAAGCAGAUAGCAGAAAUAUAAAUAAAAGAUGUGAAAUUGAUGUUUAUUAAGAGAAUUUUUCAGGGAAAAUUAAUAAGAAAUAAAAGAGACAAGCCUUAAAAGAGUUUUAGUACACAUUCGAUUAAUUUACAAGUAGAUGAAGGCUGGAAGUUUGUACGUCCUAGAAGGAUAUAUUUAGUAUGUCGUACAAUCGAUUCGUGAUAGAAUGGACAUACAGUAGUGAAGAGGAUAGUACAAAUGAACUUUUAGUUUCCUAAAUUGAGAGGUUUUGUUGAGAAAUUUAUCCAGAAUUAAAAUAAGAAAUUGAAAGAUGAGAAUGAGAAAGGGAUUGCACGUGUAGAGAGCGAAGGUGUCUUAUUCCUCCCGUAGCAUAUGAAUCAGGCAGGCUCGUUUCAGAAAGGGAGGAGAAGAAUGAGUGCAUACGAGCAGUAAUGGGUGCGAGUGUACGAGGUUUGCAAUCUAAAGGUCGAUGAAAAGGCAAAGGUGGAAGAUACCCUAAAGUGUCCGUAAGGGAAUGUUUUGAGUUCAUCUCUUAUCAGAGGAAAUAAUGAAUAAAAUAGUCAAUGUUGAGGAAUAAUAAGAAUGCUUUGAAGAAAAAUAAAGAUGUAAGGAGUAUGGAAAAGUAGACUGGGAGUUGCAAUACCUAGAUGGUCGAGAUUGCAUGAAGGGUAGGUUUAUUCGAGAAGAAUAAGACACCAAGCCCAGAUAGUUCCAUAAAAUUGGUGCGUUAUUGUUGAAAUUACACGAAAAUCGAAAGAAAACUAGAAGGAUUCCCACACUGAAGGCUUGGAAAUUGAAUGAUGGCUAUGGAAGAUUGUUAGGUUAGUUAAAGCGCCACAGCAGGAUGAAAAAAAAAAAUCUUAAAAGAAAAUCUUCGCACAAAUUGGCUGGAGUGAGAGAAAAAAUCUUCGCCUGAUAUUGCUGGAGUGAUAAAACUUCGCCUGUAUUGGCUGGAGUGAUAAAUCUUCGCAUAGUUUGGCUGAAGUGAGAGAAAUCUUCGCCUGAUAUUGCUGGAGUGAUAAAUCUUCGCCUGUAUUGGCUGGAGUGAUAAAUCUUCGCAGUUUGGCUGGAGUGACAAAAUCUUCGCCUAGUGCUGGAGUGGUAAAUCUUCGCCUUGUGGUGGAGUGGUAAAUCUUCGCCUAGUGCUGGAGUGGUAAAUCUUCGCCAAGUGCUGGAGUGGUAAAUCUUCGCCUUGUGGUGGAGUGGUAAAUCUUCGCUUUGUGCUGGAGUGGUAAAUCUUCGCCUUGUGGUGGAGUGGUAAAUCUUCGCCUUGUGGUGGAGUGGUAAAUCUUCGCCUUGUGGUGGAGUGGUAAUAUUCGCAUUGAUGGUUAGAGUGGUAACUCUUCGUGUAUAGUUAAAGUGGGUAAAUCUUCACAGAUUGAGCUUAGUAAAAUUACAACAAUAGAAAUGACGAAAUGGAAAGUAAAACCAAAAGUAUCCAGAAAGAAAAUAUAGAAAGCACAUCUACAGAGAACUAACUAGUAUCGGUACAAGGUUUUGGAGUUGGAAUAAACUCCAUACGUGAAGAGAGGAAAAAGUAGUUAUCUAGUCUAAAGUCAGAAGAGUGCAAGAGAUUACAAGAGAUUACAAAGGGGUUUUGAAAUUAGGAUUCCGAGAGGAAGUUUCCGAAGAUCAUAUGUUAAGACAUAAGGAUCACAGCUUAAGAGUAAUAAGGUGAAUAAUUUUAAUAAAUGAAUAAAUCGGCGCAGUGAUGGUUAGUAUUAGUAAAACAUGGCCUAGAUAAAGGAAAUGUUAAAUCUGCGCAUAAAUUUGAAGCUGGAGUGAUAAAUCUUCGCCCAAUUGGCAGGAGUGAUAAAUCUUCACCUAGUUUUGCUGAUAUGUGGAAAUUUAGCCUAGCAUGGCUAGAAUAAGGAAGUUCGGAUGAAUAAGAAAUUGUAGAUAUCUUUAAUAGGAAAAUUAAUAUAAGGUUCAAGAUAAUAGUAAGAUAAUAAGUAAUAAUAGAGGCAAGAGAACAAAAGAAGGGGUGGACCCGUCAAUGGGGACAUUGACACAGUCAGGAAAGGCCGAAUGUAGGCAGACAAAAGAGGGUUAGCAAAGAACUGCGGGGAAACUCGUAGUUGCCGUUCAAGCCGGAAGGGGUUCGUUGGUGCGUAAGAGCACCACACGUGCACCAUUGCCAGAAGUCUCAGUAGAGCGAGGGGUGAGGCUAUUGCCCGCUAGAUGGCGCUGCGGCUAUCGGCCGCUAGGUGGCGUUAGCAUUGCCAGGGUGCCAAGAGAGAGUGCUGCUGUCAGUACGAGCGAAAGCUAGUCAGUCGAUGACAGACCGUUGAAUGAGCAGCACGGAGUGGCACGUGGCUGGCUGGCUAAGAAGUGAGGCUGGCAAUGGGCUCUCCGGCUGUUCGGUGCGUAGG
This is a messenger RNA of Lutzomyia longipalpis, 5932 nucleotides long. RefSeq lists its product as uncharacterized. Lineage: Eukaryota; Metazoa; Arthropoda; Insecta; Diptera; Psychodidae. Bases 2233 to 3204 code for a protein of 323 amino acids. The transcript has 2 exons. The record is from RefSeq and is a predicted model, not a curated record.